CUCCCAAUACCCUAUAUUUGUAAAAGUUUCCCGGUGAAAUGCGGAAAAAAGCAAAGUAGACUAUGCAUGCGGCGUUUGUUUAUAGAAAAAUUAUAGCAUGACGAACUCCACCAUGACAGUAAUGGUCAGCAUUAUACGAUUCCUAACUAAUUCGAGCACAAAGCAUUCCGAUUCUCGGGCCCGGUACAAGGCACAACAGUUGAAGCAGAGUACCGCAAUCUUUCUGGACGCCACCAUUCGAUCAACGAACAUCCAACGACGACAAUCUUUGAAGAUUCUCCGCCACAUAAUCAAGCAUACGGAACGGGAAAUUCUUCAAUAUAUUCCCGAGAAACAAAUGAUCCUGGAGUGUUCCCUAGUGCUAGUUCAGGCGUACGUCGCACACCUCAAACUGGGCCGCGGUUUUUUCGAUCGGUUCCGAAAACAACCGUUCGUCAGUGCAAAGAAGUGCUUCCAAUCCUUGAUCUAUUUGCUGAUUCCGGAAAGGCAGGACAUGGUCAUCGAUACAAUCCUGAACUUUCUCCAACGAGAGAAUCUCUGGAAGGUGGAGUUUAUUUGCGAUGAAAUCUUGACCAUGGUUUUGGAGUGCAAAAGCCCGGCGUCUUUGCUGCUUUACAAAAUCGUGAAUUACGUUGAGUCCUUACUCGCGAAGAAUGAUGUGCCGCAGGCUCGCCACACAAUGACCGUCCUGCAGAAUAUCAUCCAACCUCAAUACUGGGACGAAAUCCAACACUCCGACAUAUCGAAACUGUUACGAUUCUAUCACAGCAGCGCAGUGCUAGGCGAAUCGAAGAAUCAAAUCUACGAACUGCGACGAGGCUUUGAAAUAUGUCUACGGAAUCUAAUAAGAGUUAUAAAACCGGAACAGUUGAUCAAAUUGUUAAUAACGAUGCUUCCACUUACUUUCGAUACAACGCUCUCCGACGAGACCAUGCUUGAAUUCGGGACUACAGUAGAGUUUGCGGCGUCGACUCUCACUCUUUCGGAAAUCCCUAGCCAAGAAGAAAUGUUUGUUCAAGAAUACCUUCUAUCCCACAUUCGUUCGGAAACCGCUUCGAAGAGCAUCCUUGCCAGUCGAAUCUAUGCAAAAAUGUUGGACAGAGGGCGUAACUUUCUAGAGUUCAACACUCCCAAAGUAUUUCACGAAGGAACCUACUACGACAUUGACAUCAACCAAUACAAUCCGGCUCAACGACACACAUUUGAAGACCACCGUCGCGAGUUCACCGAAUCUUUGACCAUCGCUAUAGAAUAUCACAGUCAACGGCGUACCAACCUCGAAGUGUUCUACAACGUUAUCUGCAUGGUUUUGGUGGAGAUCCCUUGCGGUUACACGGCCUGCGCCGUUGUGUGUCUUCUGCUGGGUAUCCAACGACGUCUACUGGAAUCGUCAACACGCUACACUCCACAGCAAACCAACCGCAUUCAUGCGACCUUCAUCAGCAUCAUGACGCUGAUCAACUGGAUCCACCGCGGAUCUUCGCUCACUUCCUACGUCAACACGGUGCUCAACCGGCGGUUCGACAAUGCACCGCAUUUGAAUCCACCGCUGAAGGAAAUCUACGAGUACGCUCAGCACCACGUAACCUGGAACAACGAGACGCUGUUUUUCGAUGCACUGGAAAUGCGGUACGGACUGUGGAAGUGUUUCCGGAUCAACGAGCCGAAGAGUCCCGCCCCGCAGAAGAUCUACUCCCGUUUGGGUGGUGGCCGCAAAGGCAAAGCCAGGCGGCAGAGCACCGGCUACUACAAGAUUGGACUCUGAACAGAGGGGAGGAAGUGUAAUAAUGAUGGUAUGGGUUAUGAUACGGAACAGAGGAGAAAUGUAAGUUCUAUAACUUCAGUUAGGUUUAUUUAUUGCAUUUGAGAAAUCCAUUAAUAAUUUUGCAGUGCCUUAAAUCUUAAAACAGAACAAAAACAGAACAAUCACCUAAAGGCAUUGAUGAUAUUAAAUUCUCCGGAUUUCUCUUCAUUCUCUGAGGUCAUAUUGACCCUAAAUUGGGUUCUAAAAUGAAGAAUCGAUAUUCGAUUUUCUUCCAAAGAAUGAUAAAGCUUGUCAUUCUGAACGCAUCAGAUGUUUUUCAGACUCAAAAGUCGGAAGGAAGAUUGUUUAAUUUAAAAAUUUAAAAUAAAUAGAAAAUGCUUCCUCGACAUGUUCAAACUGAUGUAAUAUGAUUCCGCAGGGCAUUUGGCUCA
Messenger RNA from Armigeres subalbatus, 2196 nucleotides. RefSeq lists its product as uncharacterized. Lineage: Eukaryota; Metazoa; Arthropoda; Insecta; Diptera; Culicidae. Gene Ontology annotation, biological process: protein localization to plasma membrane. Gene Ontology annotation, cellular component: plasma membrane. The record is from RefSeq and is a predicted model, not a curated record. The transcript is spliced from 2 exons. The coding region runs from base 98 to 1765 and encodes 555 amino acids.